CUUGGUGGUGGAGACCAGAGUCUAAGUGCUAAGGAUAGUGUUGGACUUCACCCGAGAGAUAUAGAUGCCUUUUGGCUACAGAGAAACCUGAGUAAAUAUUACCCAGAUGAUCCAACCAUGGCACAGUCAAAAUCUAAAGAAGUUCUACAAAUUCUCCAGGCAUCUGGUGAUGACAGGGAGGCAGAGAAUCAGUUGGUCAUGUUACUGGGAGUUGAUGCAUUUGCCUUUAUCAAAGUUUUGAGGCAGUAUAGACAGAUGAUCCUAUACUGUACACUACUGGCUCAAGCUCAGAAUGAGAAAGAAAAAGUUGACAUAGAGGAGAAGAUGGAGAGUGAACCAGAAUUACUGAAGAUUUUACAGGCUCUACAAGCUAUAGAUAAAGAAGAUAUCGUAUCUGAAGAGAGGUCACGUCGAGACCAGGCAAGGAAAAGCCGCGUCGCAGCAGAUAUUGAGGCCAUGGAUACCGACGAUACACAGGAGCUUGGAUAUGUCAGCAAUCUUGAUCUUGAGGACUUGUCAUUCACUCAUGGCAGUCAUUUGAUGGCCAACAAGAAGUGUCAGCUACCAGAUGGAUCAUUUAGAAAACAGAGGAAAGGGUAUGAGGAGGUGCAUGUACCUGCUCUAAAACCACAACCGUUUGACUCGGACGAGUCAUUGGUGAAUAUAGACAGGCUACCAAAAUAUGCUCAGCCAGCUUUUGAAGGGUUCCAAACAUUGAACAGAAUACAGAGUCGCUUGUUUAAAGCAGCAAUGGAAACAGAUCAAAAUCUCCUCCUUUGUGCCCCAACAGGAGCAGGUAAAACAAAUGUUGCAUUGUUGACCAUGUUACGAGAGAUUGGUAAGCAUGUGAAUCCUGAUGGUACGAUCAACGGAGAUGAGUUUAAGAUAGUCUAUGUGGCACCCAUGAAAUCACUUGUACAGGAAAUGGUUGGCGGAUUUGGAAUGAGAUUGAAGUCCUAUGGUAUCAAAGUAGAGGAGUUGACAGGUGAUUCUCAAGUGACAAAGGAACAGAUAAAUGCCACUCAGAUUAUUGUUUGUACACCAGAGAAAUGGGAUAUCAUUACAAGAAAAGGAGGGGAGAGAACUUAUACACAACUUGUCAGACUUAUGAUCUUUGAUGAGGUGCAUUUAUUGCACGAUGAAAGAGGACCAGUUUUAGAAUCUCUUGUUGCCAGAACGAUAAGAAACAUUGAAACUACCCAAGAGGAUGUCCGGCUUGUUGGCCUCAGUGCUACUCUGCCUAAUUAUGAAGACGUGGCCACGUUUCUACGUGUCGAGCCAUCUGAGGGCUUGUUCUUCUUUGACAACAGUUUCAGACCUGUACCGUUAGAACAGCAGUUUAUUGGUAUAACUGAGAAGAAACCAGUGAAGAGAUUUCAGAUUAUGAACGAGAUUGUCUACGAGAAGGUUAUGGAGCAUGCUGGGAAAAAUCAGGUUUUGGUAUUUGUACAUUCGAGAAAGGAAACAGGAAAGACAGCUCGUGCAAUACGAGACAUGUGCCUGGAGAAAGAUACACUGGGUCUCUUCCUGAAGGAAGGAUCAAUAUCAACAGAAGUUUUACGUACAGAAUCGGAACAUGUGAAGAAUUUGGAGCUGAAAGAUCUACUACCAUAUGGCUUUGCUAUACAUCAUGCUGGCAUGAAUAAAGUUGAUCGAGCCCUGGUAGAGGAUUUGUUCACAGACAGACAUAUACAAGUGUUAGUGUCAACAUCAACUCUCGCCUGGGGUGUCAAUCUACCCGCACAUACUGUCAUUAUUAAAGGGACACAAAUAUACAGUCCAGAGAAGGGAAGAUGGGUGGAGUUAAGUGCCCUUGAUGUCAUGCAGAUGUUAGGACGUGCUGGAAGACCUCAGUAUGACACUAAAGGAGAAGGUAUCAUGUUGACCAAUCACAGUGAGCUUCAGUAUUAUUUGUCAUUGAUGAAUCAACAGUUACCAAUUGAAAGUCAGUUUAUCGGCAAAAUGGCUGAUAACCUUAACGCGGAGGUGGUCCUCGGCACUGUACAGAAUGUCAAAGAAGCAGUUGAUUGGCUAGGUUACACAUACCUUUAUAUUCGAAUGUUACGUCAGCCGACCUUGUACGGAGUUAGUCACGACCAGAUCAAAGACGAUCCAUUGCUGCAUCAACGUCGGAAAGAUCUGAUUCAUUCAGCAGCUUGUCUUCUUGAUAAACACAACCUCGUCAAGUAUGACAAAAAGACGGGCAGUUUCCAGGUGACAGAGUUGGGACGUAUUGCGAGCCACUUUUACCUUACACACGAGACAAUAGCCACAUACAAUCAGCUUUUGAAACCUACACUUAGUGAAAUAGAACUAUUCCGAGUGUUCUCUCUGUCAUCAGAGUUUAAAUAUAUCACAGUUAGAGAGGAAGAGAAGUUGGAACUGUUGAAGUUGCUGGAAAGAGUUCCUAUACCAAUCAAAGAGAGUAUUGAAGAACCAAGUGCUAAAGUCAAUGUACUGUUACAGGCUUAUAUCUCACAGUUAAAGUUGGAGGGUUUCGCGCUUAUGGCAGACAUGGUAUAUGUGACCCAGUCUGCUAGUCGGCUAAUGCGAGCCGUGUUUGAGAUUGUGUUACAUAGAGGAUGGGCACAGCUUACUGACAAGGCUCUAGCACUCUGUAAAAUGGUUGAUAAACGAAUGUGGCAGUCAAUGACCCCGUUACGGCAGUUCAAGUUCAAGAAAGUUCACGAGAAAGAGGAAGUAGUAAAGAGAAUUGAGAAGAAGAAUUUACCGUUUGAGAGACUUUAUGAUCUGAAUCAUAACGAGAUCGGAGAACUCAUUAAGAUGCCAAAGUUCGGCAAGAAUGUUCACAAGUUUAUUCAUCAGUUCCCAAAACUCGAGCUUUCUGUGCACAUUCUACCAAUUACAAGAUCAACAUUGAGAGUAGAGUUGACUAUAACACCAGAUUUCCAGUGGGACGAGAAGGUUCAUGGUACGUCAGAGGCUUUCUGGAUCCUUGUGGAGGACGUGGACAGUGAAGUGAUCCUGCACCACGAAUACUUCCUUCUCAAAGAUAAGUUUGCACAGGAUGAGCAUUAUGUGAAGUUUUUUGUACCAGUGUUUGAGCCUCUGCCCCCUCAGUACUUCAUCAGAGUUGUGUCUGACAGGUGGAUAGGUGCAGAGACGUUGCUGCCGGUCUCAUUCCGACACUUGAUCUUACCAGAGAAGUAUCCACCACCGACAGAGUUACUGGACUUGCAGCCACUGCCAGUGUCAGCUUUGAGAAAUCCAAACUUUGAAUCUCUCUACAGCGAGAAGUUUCCAUUCUUCAACCCAAUUCAGACGCAAGUAUUUAACGCCAUUUACAACAGUGAUGACAAUGUGUUUGUUGGGGCACCAACAGGGAGUGGUAAAACAAUUUGUGCAGAAUUUGCUGUUCUUAGAAUGUUCUCACAAAAUGCAGAUGGUAGAUGUGUUUUUGUAACACCACUGGAACCCCUAGCCCAACAGAUGUACACAGAUUGGUACAGUAAGUUUGGACUGCAGCUUGGAAAAAAAGUGGUUGUUCUAACUGGUGAAACUGGCACUGAUUUGAAACUACU
This is a messenger RNA of Ruditapes philippinarum (Manila clam), 3542 nucleotides long. RefSeq names its product U5 small nuclear ribonucleoprotein 200 kDa helicase-like. Gene Ontology annotation, cellular component: nucleus. Gene Ontology annotation, molecular function: nucleic acid binding; ATP binding. Lineage: Eukaryota; Metazoa; Mollusca; Bivalvia; Venerida; Veneridae. The record is from RefSeq and is a predicted model, not a curated record.